This is a messenger RNA of Oxyura jamaicensis (ruddy duck), 7943 nucleotides long. It is a transcript of the gene PHF21A, whose product is annotated as PHD finger protein 21A. Lineage: Eukaryota; Metazoa; Chordata; Aves; Anseriformes; Anatidae. The record is from RefSeq and is a predicted model, not a curated record. The transcript has 18 exons. The coding region runs from base 580 to 2640 and encodes 686 amino acids. Gene Ontology annotation, cellular component: histone deacetylase complex. Gene Ontology annotation, biological process: negative regulation of transcription by RNA polymerase II. Gene Ontology annotation, molecular function: chromatin binding.
GGCGGCGGAGGGAUCCCGCGGAGCGGUGCUGCGGCCGGGCCGGGUGAAUGGGAUUGAAGAAGAGUUGAGCUUCCCGGCUUGUUUUUGUGUCACAGUUUCUCUCCUCCGGCGCCCCGCCGGCUCCGUGCCUCCCUCCCCGCCCGCCCCCUCCUCCCCGCCGCAGGAGGAGCCCCCCGCCGAGGGGGGGAAGGAACAGGACCCCAGAGAGGCGAGAGCCGAGCGAAGAGGAGGAGGAGGAGGAGGAGGAGGAGAAGGGAGCAACCUACCAUCUUCCACUCCCCGCUUAGCUUAAAGAAAAGUGCGAGGAGGAGAGCGAGGGGCGCCCAGGAGCGGGCAGCCCCGCCGGAGCGGCCUCGCCAGCACCCCCCUAUGAAGAAGAGCUCUGCCCCCCCACAGGGAGGUCCUGCCCGGGGGACCCCGGCCGGCCCGCAGCAGCACCGCCGCCGCCGCCAGCAGGGAGGGGGUAGAGAGCUGAAGGGAAUAACUUCCUCAAAACUGCGCUGUUGUGGAGAGGAAACCAGAAACUAAAGGCACUGGAAUUAGCAAAGACACAUCUAGAGAAAGUGGAGAAGGUAGAGAAUGGAGCUGCAGACUCUACAGGAGGCUCUGAAAGUGGAAAUUCAGGUUCACCAGAAACUGGUUGCCCAAAUGAAGCAAGAUCCGCAGAUAUUUUUUCUUUCUAAUCAGAAUGCUGAUUUGAAGAAACAGCUUCACGAACUUCAAGCCAAAAUCACAGCUCUGAGUGAGAAACAGAAAAGAGUGGUGGAACAGCUUCGAAAGAAUUUGAUAGUGAAGCAGGAACAGCCAGAUAGUAAAUUUCAAAUACAGCCAUUGGCACAGUCAGAAAACAAACUACAGACACCACAGCCGCAACCACUACAACAGCUACAGCAGCACCACCAUCAACAGCAGCAGCAGUCUACUGCACCCUCUCCAAACGUGAUUGGAUCACAGAAAACUGUAACUACAGCUUCAAUGAUCACCACUAAGACACUACCUCUCGUCUUGAAAGCAGCAACUGCGACCAUGCCUGCCUCCGUUGUGGGUCAGAGACCUACCAUUGCCAUGGUCACUGCUAUCAACAACAAUCAGAAAGCUGUCCUCAGCACCGAUGCGCAGAAUGCACCAGUCAACCUCCAGACAACAAAUAAGGUCACUGGGCCGGGAGCUGAGGCAGUCCAAAUAGUGGCAAAAAAUACAGUCACUUUGCAGGUUCAGGCUACACCUCAGCCCAUAAAAGUGCCGCAGUUCAUCCCUCCUCCCAGACUCACUCCUCGUCCAAAUUUUCUUCCACAGGUUCGACCUAAACCAGUUGCCCAAAAUAACAUUCCUAUAGCCCCAGCACCUCCUCCAAUGCUUGCAGCUCCUCAGCUUAUUCAGAGGCCUGUGAUGUUGACAACAAAGUUCACACCCACCUCUUUACCCAACUCUCAGAACUCCAUACAUCCAGUUCGUGUAGUUAACGGGCAGACAGCAACCAUAGCCAAAACUUUCCCUAUGGCACAGCUCACCAGCAUCGUGAUAGCAGCACCGGGUACCAGGCUCGCUGGACCUCAGACUGUACAGAUCAGCAAACCAAACAUUGAAAAACAGACUAUUAAACCACAUGUGGAAGCAGAAGAGAAGCAAACAGAAAGUCGUACAGUUACUCCACCUGCUGCACCGAAGCCAAAACGAGAAGAAAAUCCACAGAAACUUGCCUUCAUGGUAUCUCUGGGACUAGUUACUCAUGACCAUCUGGAAGAAAUCCAAAGUAAGCGACAAGAGAGGAAAAGAAGAACAACAGCAAAUCCAGUAUACAGUGGAGCAGUUUUUGAGCCUGAGCGCAAGAAGAGUGCAGUCACGUACCUGAACAGCACAAUGCAUCCUGGGACACGUAAAAGAGGUCGUCCACCUAAAUACAACACGGUGCUGGGGUUUGGGGCUUUGACCCCCACAUCCCCGCUGUCCAGUUAUCCUGACUCCCCUGAAAAUGAAAAGACAGAGACCACAUUUACUUUUCCCGCAGCUGUUCAGCCUGUGUCCCUGCCUAGCCCCAGCUCCACAGACGGCGAUAUCCAUGAGGAUUUUUGCAGUGUUUGCAGAAAAAGUGGGCAGUUGCUGAUGUGUGACACAUGUUCACGUGUUUAUCACCUGGACUGUCUGGACCCGCCUCUGAAAACCAUUCCCAAGGGCAUGUGGAUCUGUCCCAAAUGUCAAGACCAGAUGUUAAAGAAGGAAGAAGCAAUCCCGUGGCCAGGAACUUUAGCAAUUGUUCAUUCAUAUAUUGCAUAUAAAGCAGCAAAAGAAGAGGAAAAACAGAAACUACUUAAAUGGAGUUCAGAUUUAAAACAGGAAAGAGAACAACUAGAGCAGAAGGUCAAACAGCUCAGCAAUUCCAUAACGAAAUGCAUGGAAAUGAAGAACACCAUCCUUGCAAAACAGAAGGAGAUGCACAGCUCCUUGGAGAAGGUAAAACAGCUGAUCCGCCUCAUCCAAGGCAUCGACCUUUCAAAACCCAUAAACUCUGAGGUCAAUUCAGUAGCCAUCUCCAAUGGCAUGGACUCCACUAACAAUACUAAUGCUGCCACCUCCACCUUAGCCCCCUCCCCUUCCCAGAGCUGCAUGGUGAACUGUAACAAGGGCGAUGAGACUAAAUAACACAGUGAAGUGCAGAAGGAGCCAAGGGAGGUGGCGGCGAGGAGGAGGAGCAAAAUAACGAAACUCUAGAAAAGCAAAACCGGAUUUCUUCUGGAAAGUGCAGAAUUCUUUAGUUCUUUGGUUCCAGAGAGAGCGUGAAGAUGCUUGUGCCAGGCGGCACCGGAGUUUGCCAAUUGAUCCUUCUUAUUCUGUGUGUACAUGCAAAGUUUGGAUCAUGUUACAUGAAUAGUGCCAGCUGGGGGUUCUUUGCCAGCACCAUGCCAAGUGAAAUAAUAUAUUUACUCUCUCUAUAUUUUACACCAGUGUGUGCCUGCAGCAGCCUCCACAGCCACUAUAGGUUUGUUUUAUUUUUGUUUGGGGUGAGGAGCAGGGAUGAGGGAGGAGAGCAGGUUUCAAAUCCUUAUUUGCAGAACAGUUUGUUUAGCUAGGGGAAAACAAAAACAAGUCCAAAGAGCCUGUGGGCUUUUCCUGUUUCUAAACUCUCAGUACUAUUAAACCAAAAAAAAAACAGAAAUAUAAAUUAUCAAAUCCCAGUGCCCAGAAGGGACAAGUCUAUCAAAUAAGCAGUAUUUACUAUUGUUUAGACAGGAGAUGUACAAAAGGAAAGGAGAUGGACUUUUCACUGAGUAACCAGCACAUGUACAGGCUGAAGAUCUACUGUCCCAACAGCUUUGGGUUAAUCCUAUUUCUUCACAUCAGAAAAAAAGACAUGCUUUGCAGAAUUGGUUUGGGUCCUCACACUCAUCCAGAAAGCCUGUGUUGGGAAUGGGAAAAUAGAGGGCCAGAGUCCAGGGUCAGUUUGGAGCAUUGGACGGAGGUGUCCCAAGAGAAAAUGUGCAUCGAUUACUUGAAAAUGAGAUUCCAACCCUUUUCUAUAUUUAUAAACAACAAAAGUAUCCUGAACAAAGUAGCACAUGACCCAGAUGUGUGAACUGAACAGAGAAAUGUCCUUUUCUUUCACUUCCUUUCUCUUCUUUUGGUAACAAGAACUAAAUAAGGAAUAGAAAAGCUGUUUUUCAGGCUGACAGUCUAAUUAAAGAGGUAGAUGGGACCUUGCAUGGUAUAGAUUAGAAGUAAUAGUGUCAGUGAGAUACAGUGAGUCUUUGUGAGUCCUUGUGUCAUCGUUUUGGGCACUGUUUUUUUAUGCAAGGGCAAAAUCUUUGUAUCUGGGGGAAAAAAAAAAAAACAAACAACUUUUUUAAAUUAAAAAGGAAAAUAAAAGAUAUUGAGGUCUUCCUAGUGUUACUUAAAAUAAGAUCAAGGUAAGAAACAUUGUAAAAAAAAAUACAAAAGUGCUAUUUGUUUCCUAAACAAGUGAUUUCUAUUAAAAAGGUGUCAGAACUGGAGAAAAUGCUGUGUACCUAGAAUUUUUUAACACAGACUUUGCUUAUUUAUGAUGACAUUCUGCUGUGUUUGUGUUUUAAGAUCCAAUGGGACAGCUUCCAUAGAUUAUACCAUACAUGCUACUGGCUAAACUCUACUGAGAACUAAAUCCUACAGUGUUGGAUCUCACCCCACUUGGAGGAUCCACCAGGCUUGUCUCUGCUGUUACCAUAUCUCCCCCAUUCUUUCACGUGUUUGUAACCCAGAGAAAAGCAUUGGCAGUGUGCUUUAAUACUUUGGUGAUAUGGACUGAUUAGAGCUUGAGAAUGAAAGACAGUGAGUUUGUUGAACUGAAAUCACUGUUAUUAUCCUCUUAUUUAAGAAGUUCAUCUCUUACGUAUAAUCUUUUCACUCCAGGUAGCAAAGCUUGCCUUGUGCUCCUGUUAUUGUGGGGUCUAUCUCAGUUUAGAAUGCUGACUCUGGUCACUUCGUGUUGUGUCCCAGAGCUGCCCAGUUUUACUACAGCACAUAAAUGUUUGGGCAAACCCUGUUUCCACUGGAAGCACCGGCAAAACUCCCAUUGCUUUCAGUAGGAGCAGAAUUGACCCUUGACACAGACGAUGCAAGGCAGGGUCCCCGGUGUGGUGCCAUUGACAGCAUGUGUUGGGUGGCGAGGCAGACUUGCUGUGCUGCUUUUCUUAGUGGAACAGAGAAGGCUUUGCAUUUCAAGGACGCACUUCUGAGCAACUAGUAUCAAAUACUCCAAACACUGCAUAGCCUGAGAGAGUCCUUCUACUGCCACAGCCAAGUAUGCUUCUGCGGGAUUCUUGGCACUGUCCUCUUCCCUUUCCUUUGCGUUGCCCUUCUGACCUUUAAGGACUUCUCUUCCUUCUAUAGGAGAGUGCACUAUUUCCAGCUCUGAGCUCAGAACUGAUAUCCUGAGUUCUCACAUUUGUUCGUGGCUUGGGAAAGCGACUCGUACUUGCACUUCCCAGCUAAACUAGUGAUAACCUCGACUCUCGGUUUUGAUGUUUGAAUUCUGUUCUGGAACCAGCAGAGUUGCAAGAAUCAAACUGAUCAAAGUAAAAAUGUCCCUGCAUCAACCCAGUUGCCACUGGAAGUCAUUACCACAGGGCAGCAACCCGUAGCAUUCAAACAAAGGGCUAUAUGUUUGAAGGGAUGACGAGAGAAAACAAACAAAGUGGUUAUGAGCCUUCUUCCUCUACAAUGUGAGCCAGCAGUUAGUGGCCAGGUACUCAGCAGAUAUGUCCCUUUUGGCCAGGUUGUUGCUCUCUAGUUGGUCACUUGGGUAACUCUUAUAUCUUCUUCUGAAGCAUGAAGUACAUUCCCAGUAAGAGACAGUAUCUUUAUGGUUCUCAUGUUCUUAUCUCUAAUGUUAUUUUCUGAGCUCUCUUGGAAGCACUGCACUAUCUGGGGGUAGCAAACUGUGCCUGAAGGCUUGAGGGUCCUUCUGUUUCUUUGCCAGUUCGAGAAGGGAUGGGAGUGAAAUCCACCAGUAGCUGCAUUUACAUUUGAGCGCAGUUUCCCAGGCAGGAGAUGUUAAAACAGCUACUACUGCUUUUCCAAGGCAUCUGGUUGUCUCUUGAAUCAGAGUACAGACUUUUACAUCUCUCUUUCCUUACAGCUUUGUGUUCCAGGCUGUCAAAGGACACCUUUCGUUAAUCAUUGCCUAGCAGAGAAAUGACCUUAACUUAGACUUUUUGAUGCUGCUGGGUAGUUUUCUUGCUCCCUGAUCCUGUUUGGACACUCUCCCUACUGGCUCUGCAGCAUUAUCAGUCAAUAGGCAGAGAGCAUUCCCAGGGCUGUGUUGACACUGGCAAUGAUGCUGCUACACAGACACAAGUAAAUUGGAGCCAUUUCUGCCCAAUUAGCAACAAUAGGGUGGAAGGGGGAUUGGCAUUUGCUAAAUACAGAGGAAAAUGUGCUUUUUUUUUCUACCUGCCCUAAGAGGUUUCAAUGAAGUGAGAAAUUUAAACUCUGAUAACUUUUAAGCUCAAGCUUGUCUUCUGGAUUUUUUUCCCCUCACAUAGCAUUUCAGAUAGGCUGAGUUUGUAUUAAAACUCCUGCUCUUUGGGAAGCUGUCAUAAUGACUGGCACUUUGUAUUUCCAGACCACCGUAAAGGUAAUAACUAAUUCUUAUGUCAUUGCUUGUCAUUAGUGGGAAAUAAGUGGCUUUUAAAUCUCUGUUAUAAAGGAGGAGAAGAUGAGACCACAGAGGAAGCUCAUAUCAGAGGAGUUCCUGGCUCUCAGCCCAGUGCUAAGGGCUUUAAGAAGUCAUCCUGCUGCUUCGACUGCUCAGAAAUAGAGUAAGAAAUGCAGAAGUAGUUUUCCCUUCUCCUCACAAUCUGUUCUUUAAACAGCUGGAAAGGCGUGUUGUGGUCAAAGUCGGAAAAGGAGCGUGUGAUCUGGCUAGAAGAAUUAGUCUUAUCAUUAGUAUUCUCAUUAGCUUGGUUCAGUGCCAGCAGUGUUCGUAGUGCUGUGCAAAACACAGUAAAGGCAAGACCUCCGGGCAUGGGUGGCAGGCAGGGUAAGUGGCGUGGGUGGUUCUUUGAGGACGUCGCUGGCCAGGAGUUACCAUGUUGGUAGGAUAAACUAACGGUUUGCGUGAGCAAAACCAGGAUUUUGUUCUUCAUUGCAAGCGAGUUUGUGUCAGUGGGAACGUGAAUUAAAAGCCGCCUGCCCAGAAGUUAAAGAGCUUUGUUAUGAUGAAAAUUUUAUGGACAGUGUGAGUUGUUUUGUUGGUGGGAAAAAUCACGUUGUGUUUUGUCCUUCCUAACUGACCAGGCUUGAGAAAGCAAAUCUGUAUUCCAGCUGUCUAGAAAUGUGUACCUAAUUCUGACCUCCUUGGCUUCGAAUCGUCUUCUUCCCUGUAUUGUUGCAGAGGCAGCCCCAAAAAGCAAUAUGAUCAGCACUCAGGAGGCCCGGAGUGAAACCUCCCUCUUAGUCCCACCAGGCUGUGGCAGCCCGCAGUACAGGGAGUAAGCUCUGACGUUUCCUCCUCAUGUGGAUGCAGUGAAAAAUACCUGUCAAUUUGCAGUGCACGUUUCUCUUUUCCUUUUGUUUCCCAGCUGGGUCGCCCCUGCACUCUUUGCUUUUGAACCACCACUGAUGAAUGCAUCUUUUUUAAUGAAACAUAUUUUUAGAAGAUCAUAUUCAGAUGUCAAACCAAAAUCCACUCUUCCUGGGGGCUUCCCCCUGCCAGCUGCUCAGAUGACCACUGAAAUACUGAUACUACGCGUCCUGGUGGAGCAUGCCCCUUUGGGCAGACUUUGUUGUGUCUUUUCAGAACUGUUCUGACCCUUCUUCACCUCCAUUUGUCCUCCUUUGGGAUUCUGAAGAUCCAGGGCGAGUUCAGCCUUGCUGGGCUCCUGCAGAGUUUUCUGGCAAGCAUGUAGAAACUCUUCUGAAGAGUCAGGAACCUGGAGAAGGAGGAAGAUGUUUUGUCUGCAGCUAAUUCAUUUGGUACUGAGGCAUGCCUGGCCAACAAACUACCUCAGCAAAGGCCAUUCCCAAGCACCACGUGGAUUUUGUAGUUUCUGUCCUUCAGAAGGCAAAAUGUCUCCAAAGAAGCCUUGCAACAGCCAGCUAGGUACUGGUCUCUGAAUGCGUGUGAGCGAGCCUUACAGCAGCACAUUUUUGGAUACCUGUUUUCAGUGAGCAGACCUGGGCCAGGGAAUGCCCUAAAAUCAGGUGGGAUCAGGAAAACACGAGAGCUGCAGACAUCUUGUCUCCAGGUUAUUGCCGUCUUACCCAGAUCCUUCUUUAAGCCUCAGUCCUGUUUGUAACACCUACAGAAUGGAAUGUAAUACUUGAAAAUAUGACUCUCAUUAUCCUUUGCCUUUAGCUCCCAUUUCCCAGUGUUUAUCUUUCAUCUGGGACAAGAACUUUCUGCAUCAUUGUGUCUUGUAUAGGCUGAGCACAUAGUUGAAACUUGCCAAUAAAGAAAAUUAUUUAUACCA